Molecule: messenger RNA, 2339 nt
Organism: Durusdinium trenchii
Lineage: Eukaryota; Dinophyceae; Suessiales; Symbiodiniaceae
Source: the annotation of a GenBank genome assembly
GAAGAGACGAACUAAAGUAGCAUCGUUUGUUUGUCCCUCCUGCUCCCAGCCAUGGCGUGGGAUUUUAACCUUGACUUCAGUCAGCCACGGAAGGGCCCUGCCACCCCUGCCUUCAGUGGAGACUGGCGAGGGGGCACGGCCUUACAUCAGGCACCGCAGGUCGAGAAGAAAGGCGCCAAGGAACGUCAGAGAGGCCCUGUGGUGGAAAACGACUCUGAUGAGGAGGCCUUGCCAGCAGAGGUGUCCGAGAAGCCUCAGGUUCAGCUGAUAUGGGAUGCUGCGAAAGGCCAACUUGUCCCAUCCAAAGAAGGAGAGCCUGCAGAUAUACCAAAAGAGGACGGCACCAAGGUGGAUGAGAAGGCACCUGCGGAAGAAGCCAACGAAGGAGACGCUGAAAGUGAAGAGGAGGAAGAGGCUGAUGCGGAUGAUGAGGUCAAUGUAGAGGCAGAGUCCCGGAACGCCUUUCUGGCGGAGGCUUCGACCCCUGAGCUCAUCAAGCAGGCCGUAGCGGUCAGUGGGCCCUUAGCAGACUCUACCAAGGACAAGUGGGUUUUAGAUCAGGCCACACAGCUGUACUUCAAGUACGACUCUGCAAGUCAGAAGAUGUAUUGCUGGAAUACCUCCCAAGGUUGCAUGUAUCACUGGAAAGAGCGUGGGAAGAUGACCUUCCUUUGGGCGACUCCGGCUGGCGCCGGCACGGCGCCCCCGUCCCAGAUGCCCAACAUGCCCAGCGGCCCCAGCGAAAGCACAGAGGCAAAAGACCUGGCAAAAGCUACAGCUUCAGUACAGAAGACUGAGGGCGAUGCGGCACUUUGGGUGACCAUGAUCCCCCCGCAAGUGCUGACGGCAGAUUUUGAAGAUGCCAAUGCGCAGGCGGAGGAGGAGCUUGAGCUCAAUGCAAAGGCCAUGGGCGCAGUCAUCGGCAAAGGAGGAAAAGGAAUCAAGGAGAUCGAGCAAGCCACAGGUGUGAAGUCUACCACCUUAAAUGCCAGGGAAGAUGCUCAGGGCCAGCGGCGCCUGCUCCUGCAAGGCACCAAAACGCAGAUCCUGGCGGCGAAGAGCGCCGUGGAGCAGCGCAUAGUGAUGGUCCUGGGUUUGAAGAUGGCAGAGAAGGUGCAGAAGCACUGGAGCCAGCAACUCCUAGAGAAGAAACGCACCGAGACCGGCUCCGAGGCCGCCAAGAGCGGCGUGCGUGGUCUCAGCGACUUCGCGUUGGAGCAUGGCCUCAAGGCGGUGAUGGCAAGAAAGCUGGCGAAGUUGGAUGCACAGCUCCAACGCUACCUGAUUCGUCACUUCAAGCCCAUGAAAGCCAAACCGGCCAAUGCCUUAAGAGGAUACAUGGCCCAGCUCUUUAAGUUCCCCCAGCGCUGGAGAUUGGAAGCGCUCUACGAAGAUGGCGAAUUGGACGGCGAGAUUUGCGAGACGAUCCCCCUGCGGAGCAGCGCGGUGAUUGGCCGUGCUCCGGAGGAGGGCGAGGAGCAGGUCAUCGAGGCGGAGGUGAACAUGGCCUUAGGCCCCAAAGAAGCAUCCAAGCUAUACGGUGACGUACAGGACCAGCACUGCAAGCUACACCGCAUGGGCAAUGACUUUUACGUCAUGGCAUUGGAGUCCCAAAUCGGGACGCUGGUAGAUGGCCAGAAGAUCCGACAUACUGAUGGUCCGGUCGCUCUUCGAGAUGGAACUACACUUGGAGUUGGGAAGUACCUCUUCUACUGCGAGGUCGGCAGCGAGACCUUUCUUCAAGAGCGUCGAAAGAAGCUGCUGGCUGGUGAAAGGUUCUGGAAGGAAGGUUCUGCCAGUCUGCAACAAGCUGAGUCCGAAGCUCGACAGGCGGAGGCCAAGAAAGCAUCAUCCGAUGUGGAGGAGGCAGAUGCCCCAGAAGCAGAAGGCGCCGGGCGACCGUGUUGGCACAUGGUCAGUGGCUCCUUGGUAGGCUCAAUCGCAUGUGCUCGUAAUGUGGUGAUCUUCUCCUGUGGCUGUCAAGGUGCAGAUGAAGACGAGGAUGAGGAGGCCCUGGAUGUGCUCUUCACCGAUGGAUCGGCUCAGGAAAAUGAGGAGCUUGUGGACAAGAGCCUGCAGAAUGAGGAGCAGCUUGAUGCCGCCGAGCGAAAAAGGGAGGCUGAGGAUGCUGAGGAGCAAAUUGAGGAGCCUCCAGAGAAACGGAUGAAGACGCAGGAGGAGGAUGCGCCCAUGCCUGGAGCUGUUGUGGAUGAGGUCGAAGAGCUUGCAGAAGUGGCGGAGGCAGCGGAGAACGCAUGAUGACGUCAAGCUGAAGCUUGUCAGCACUUGGGUGAUGAUCUUGCGGGCAGUGAGAAUCGCAGCCUCUCAACACAAACAUG